This is a messenger RNA of Saccoglossus kowalevskii, 942 nucleotides long. Its product is annotated as lysosomal amino acid transporter 1 homolog. Gene Ontology annotation, cellular component: membrane. Gene Ontology annotation, molecular function: basic amino acid transmembrane transporter activity. The record is from RefSeq and is a predicted model, not a curated record. Lineage: Eukaryota; Metazoa; Hemichordata; Enteropneusta; Harrimaniidae.
AUGCUCCCGAUUGAAGUUGGAUUUUGGGAAGAAAACACAAAAUUUCUCAGUGCUAAAUUGAUUUGUCAUCUGACCUUUCAGAGAUGGGUUAUCAUAGUAAGAAGAUGUCACAUAGCUCUGUUACUUACGGAUCUUGAAGACAUAUUUGGAUACGUCUUUGGUAUAACCUCAAGCUUGUUCUAUUUGAGUGCUAGAAUUCCCCAAAUACUACAAAAUUAUAAUCGUCAGUCUGUGGAGGGUCUUUCCAUGUUCAUGUUUAUCAUAAGUGUGCUUGGUAACUCAACGUAUGGAUGUUCUAUUUUGAUGCAGAGUAUUGAGAAUUUAUUCAUACUUCGUCAUCUACCGUGGUUAGUCGGCAGUCUGGCCCUCAACCCUGUACCUCCUAACCCUGUACCUCCUAACCCUGUACCUCCUAACCCUGUACCUCCUAACCCUGUACCACUUAACCCUGUACCUCCUAACCCUGUACCUCCUAACCCUGUACCUCCUAACCCUGUACCUCCUAACCCUGUACCUCCUAACCCUGUACCUCCUAACCCUGUACCUCCUAACCCUGUACCUCCUAACCCUGUACCUCCUAACCCUGUAGCCCUCAACCCUGUACCUCUUAACCCUGUACCUCCUAACCCUGUAGCCCUCAACCCUGUACCUCCUAACCCUGUACCUCCUAACCCUGUAGCCCUCAACCCUGUACCUCUUAACCCUGUACCUCUUAACCCUGUACCUCUUAACCCUGUACCUCUUAACCCUGUUCCCAACCCUGUUGCUCCCAUUUCUGUAGCUCAAAACCCCGUAGCUCCCAUAUCUGUAGUGCUCAACCCUGCAGCACCCAACCCUCCCUUACAAAAGUUUCCUAUAGGAUUUUUAAAAUCUUAUAGGAUUUUAAAAAAUCCUAUAGGACUUUUCAUGAAAUCCUAUAGGACUUUUCAUGAAAUCCUAUAG